UGCGUCCGAGUUCUUCCAUCAACCACUUCACCAAAAACCACCAUGUCGGGCAUCGGGUCUUUCAUCACCUCGCUCUUCACCCCCACGCACGCCGACUCGGAGGAGAAGCCCGAGGCUGCGGCCCCGGCUGAGGAGGCCAAGGAGGAGGCCGAAGAAGAGGAGGAGGAACCCGAAGAUGCUCACCCCGCUAUCCGUGAGGCAUGCAUGUCGCGUCCCGAGUGUGCACCUGCCAAGCACCACUUUGAAAAGUGCCAGGAGAAAGUCCAGGCUGGUGAAGGCUUCAAGGGGGAGGACUGUGUAGAGGAAAUGUGUAAGUCGCCAGUCUAAGUGCUCCGCUGUUUCCCGUCUGAUGCUCGCUCUUUCCGUUACCUUGUUUAGUCCACAUGAUGCAUUGCUCUGAGGCUUGCGCUGCUCCCCAGGUCUUCUCCAAACUGCGCUAAAUUAGAGCAGUGCGUAGGAGCUAGACAUACUUCGAUAUUGCAUGUACACGGUGAAUCAACAUCGACUUUGCACUCGGUCUGCGCCUGUCUCCUGCUUCGGACGAGGCUCGUACUCUCGACAUUAUUGGAACAACUUUGGGCUCCGCCAUUCCAACCCUUCCUCGCCUAGACCUUAGAUCACCUGUGGUAGAAUUGAGCUGCCGCGAAUUAUAUUCUUUCUGAUUGUUGUCUGGAAUCCUGAAUUGCG
Messenger RNA from Mycena citricolor, 687 nucleotides. NCBI's taxonomy places the organism in Eukaryota, Fungi, Basidiomycota, Agaricomycetes, Agaricales, Mycenaceae. The record is from the annotation of a GenBank genome assembly.